GGGCAUUGUAAUAUGGAUACAGUCUGUGGAUCAUUCUCUGGAUUACAAGGAACCCAAGUUUAAGUGUCUUUAGCAUUUUUACACGACGAAGCUAAAAUGGCAACUCAAAGCUUUUUAUUUCUGAUUUGUUUGAUGGUGUGUGGAGGAAAUAUUCAGAGUGCAUCUGAAAUUUGCACAGGAACGCAUUGCCAAAGGUCUGCAUCCAGAACACCAGAUAGCCAAAGCAGAUUAUCUCAUCACCAGAGCAGAUAUUCGGUUUAUUCGCCAAGACGACCAGCAGUGCCUUACACAAUAAUCCAUCCACAGCAGAGCAAGACUGGCAGACCAAAGGAAAACCCAAGAAAUAUCACAGCUGAGGUGUUCAGCCCACAUGGAUGCACUGGAGGAAGCUGUCAAAGGUUGCCAAGACCAACAAAUAAUGGUACAAAUGAAUGCAGAAGUAUUGAGUGUAAACUGCCUGUACAUAUGCGACAAGAGCACAGACAGCAUUCCUGCAUUGGAGAAGCCUGCGCGACAGGGUCAAAUGUUGGAAGAAGCAAACUGUCUUUUGUCCAUAUGCAGGACAGAGCUGAGCAAGCAUUGGGGGAAUUUCCGGAGUUAGGACUUCGAGGGGGACCAUCCACUGGAAUUCAAUUGACAUGUGACAUCAAACAAGGGACUAACGAGGUCCAUUCGGAAGACGCAUUGGUGUUGCAUCUACAUUUGGAAAAAGGUCAGGAGAAACUGGUGGAACAGCUUCAGAGACAGCACACUGAGAUCAAGCAGCUUCAGAGCACACUGAGUGAACAGCAAGGUGCUUUGUUAACCCACCAGAAUGAAAUACUGGAACAGCAACGGAGAAUGUUUGACCAGAUGGAGCAGGUCAAGACCCAGUACAACCAUCUUCUGGACAGCGUCAAGCACUUAUCUGUCCAAGGCCCACACAGAGUCAUUGAGAGACAUUUGCAGAGUUUCCAAUCCCAGGCGAGGACCUAUACUCAGGAGGCUUUCGACAUGCACAAGAUGAACAUGGAUGCUAGUGUGAUGGAUGCUGACAGACCUCUGCUUGUCUGUGGAUCCUGUCGAGCAGAUGAGUACUGCGAAUACAGAGCAAAUCAGCCACACUGUGAGAAAUGCACCGUUUGCCCUCCAGGAUUCUUUCUGGUGGCUCAAUGUUCGAUUCAUGCGGACAGGAUAUGCCAGGACAGAGAUGAAUGCCUAGAGAUAACAAACCUGUGUAAAGAACAGAACCAGUGCCUCAACACACCAGGUGGAUUUCGCUGCUCUGGCAUGUCCGAGAGGGACGCGUUUGCUGGGAUGUGCGGACACUCUUAUUUUUACAAUUCAGAGACAGAGGAGUGUCAGGCCUGUUCAGAAUGUGAUUCUCAGCCAGUGGUCUCUCCAUGUUCAGCCAUGAGUGAUGCUGUGUGCACCAAACCCUCUGAAAGCAAACUCUCGCUGUCCUGGUCUGGUGACGUUGAUGUACCAAAGGGUAGUGAGUUCCCCAAUAUGCGACUUCAUAUCCAAGGCAAUAGUGACAAAAGUCUUCUUUCCUGCACAGAUGGUCAGAUAGUUCUACAUCAACACGGACUUGUUUGGGUUGACCAUAACCUUGCCUUAAAACAUGGCUGCCGCAGCUUUGUUCAAGCGUGUUUACGAAUGAAUGCCAGUGAAGAGGAGGGUUGGGACCUUAGUGGUGUACGAGUGGAGCAGCAGGAUGGUAAGUCACUCCAGAGUGCUAGCAUUAGUGGAGCAACUGCUGUGGAGCCAGGUCAUGUACUGUUUCUAUCCCUCAAGAGUGCCAGUGACCAAUGUAACCAAGACAGUGGAGUGCAUAUUCAGAGCAACCUUAUUUCACCUUUCAGCUUGUAUUGGUUGUCCCAUGACACCGGUGCGGUGGCUAUGACUGCUCAGGCUGUUGCUUCGGCGCACUACCACACCAACUAUCGACCUGCCUUCCGUACGUCAUCUAUUUCUGACCCCUACAUGGUCGGGCUAAACCUUGACAAUCGUGGGGUACACUUCAGGGAGAGUGGCACUGUGAAGUUUGUCCUUCAGCAGGCACUAUACUCCAUGGGUCAAGCUUGUGUUUCAGAGGGCUUCUACUUACUAGCAUAUGUGAGCCACAACGGGAGUAGUGCUGAGCUUACCCGCACAUUCAAGUCUGGUGUUCAUUACAGAGACACUUCCAUAUCUUUGUCAGCUGCCACCACUGUGGAUUCUGGAGAUAUGCUCACCUUCGAGAUCCUCGCACCUGCACAGUGCAAUGUACGCUACUUUGGUGAUGACUCUGGGAUUAGUAUGCUAAGUCUAGUGUGGAUCCCAUCAGCCGUGUCGACUGCCUUGUCAGCCUGUGUGUCUAGGAAAGGUCUCCCAACUGGCGCUGUGCGAAAUAAGGCCUUGUUCUUCCUCCAGACAACAUCAAAAGUGCCACAAGUGAGACUCUCUGGAACUGGUGAUCACAACCCUCACCGAAACUUCAUCUUCAGGGAAGCAGGAACAGCAAGUGUGUCCUUAGAUUUGCGGCUCAUCCACUCGUGCAGUCUAAUCAAACUCACCUUGCUUCAGCAGGGUGGGUCACAAUGGGCUCAAGCAGCCCCUAUAGCUCAACAGAUUGGUGGUCACAUGCCAGAGGGAAGUGUGUGGGCAAGUGUAGCACUGAGGGUGUCCUUUCAAGUGCACAAUGGCACUGCAAUAUUUGCAACAGUGGAUUGUGUGCGAGGACGCAUAAACCAAAUUGCCCAUGAUGCUGGAAGUAGCAUUUCUAUCCUCUGGACAGUUGCAUGAGCAUAGCACCACUUGGAGAGCAUGACAUUAAGCAAGCAUGUUUAAUGUCUUUUUGCAUUUAACCAAAGUAAUUUUGAUUAAUGUUCUAGUUUAGGCAUCAAAUAGUCAUUGGUUAGCUUUAAUUUCCAAAGCAUUUUCUCACCAUAAUACAGACGCAUCCUAACUUGAGGGUCCUAUCUUAUUUGUUAAGCAGCAAUUUAUGCAUGUUAAUUUCAGUUAUAAUAUAAUGUAAUAUUUUAUAUUUUUUUUAAAGUAUAUUUUUUAAAAUGUACUUGUUCAUUGAACUGUAUGGCCCUAAAUCAGCACUGCUGUGAUUACCUGCAGCACUCGGCCUCGGCCAGGGGCGAAAAUUUCAUAAAAAUGUUGGGGGGGACAAUAAACAAAACAAUUCUCAAGAGCAAUUUUUGAAGGGGACACCAAGGUGUUUUUUGUUGUUGCCCCGUUUGCAUUUGUAUUAUUUUAUUUCUUAUACAAUUAUUUUAAGAAUAUAUCAUUAUAUUAUUUACAAUACACAUAUUUGAAUGAUAUUUUAGGGGGGGACAACCCUCAGAUUGGGGGGGUCCUGACCGCCCCGACCCCCCCGCGAUUUCCGCCUAUGGCCUCGGCCUGUGGCAAUGCUGAUGUAAGGCCAUAUCGCACUCUUGCUCGUGUGAUAUUGCUUAUACACAACAGUUCAAUGUACAAGUACAUUUUAAAAAAUGAGUAUGUACGGUCAUAAAAAUGCAUUUGUUCUUACGCGGCGGAUCAGAAUCUGCCAUUGCUGGUUCAAAACAAAUGAUGUGUCCAAGCCUUCGUUAGUAAUUCUAAAACUUCACUUCAGAAGUAAUAUCAUGGCUUGUGCUGUUUCUAACAAGUUAUUGAAUAAACAAGGAUGUGAGUGUGUGUGUGUGUGUGUGUGUGUGUGUGUGUGUGUGUGUGUGUGUGUGUGUGUGUGUGUGUGUGUGUGUGUGUGUGUGUGUGUGUGUUUGAGAGAGAGAGACGGAGUGUGUGAUCACAUGUUGCCACUCACAAGCAGAGAUGCUGUCAGCUUUCUGGAGAUCAGCUUUCUCAGUGGAAAAAUAGCCUUUCAAGUGGGGGUAAUUCUCCCUAUUUCGUGGUAGCCGGUGCACAGGAGUCAAUCACUAUAGAAACCGCAAUGUCCUCCGCCAUUUUAAACAGCACCCAUUGUGUAAUUAAUCAAUCUGUUGUGUCUCUCAGCUGUGAUGAGCCGUAAUGCUGAAGUUGUUCGUUUAAAGCCAUUUAAAGCUAUUUUCUAGCUGUAGUCGUGUAGUAGUAGUAAUACGAAUGACAGAUUCAAUUUAUGUCACCAAAUGCUCACAUUACACACAAAAAUUAUCUUUUGCCACCACCUGCUGGCUAACAUAUGUAAUGUCAAAAAAUAAAUACAUCUAAGAGACACUUAUACAGUAACUUUUAACACAUAUGCUCUACUCUAACACUUUAGUUUAGAAUGGCACGAACACAAGCAGAGUGAUAUACACAGUGAAGCGUCUGAGUGCUGAUGAUGUCAGACCAUCAGUGCUCAUGGAACAUCUCUCGUCCAAUCAGAUUCGAGGACCGGAACUAACUGUUGAAUAUAAUAUAAUAGAAGUCGUGCUUAUAUACAACAGUUCAAUGAACAAGUACAUUUUAAAAAAAUAGGAAAAACAUGCUGUGUGAUCACGAGGAAGGAUUACAUCAAGAUGUAGAUUGGAAUGCAGAUGCGGAAUUUAUCAAAAUAAAACAGUCUACUCCUCUCUCGCUGUUGCUGGCAUGCCAGUGAUUACGCCUCCUCAUACCAAUGCUGGCACGCAUGCCAUAGGGUGCCAACCCCUGAGUUAGAGGAAUAAAUUACUAAUAGCUAACUGUAAAUAACACAUUUUAAAAAUGUCAUUGCUAAUCAAGAACUUCUGUUUUUGUUCUGUUUUACUGAAUGGACCUUUAAGACUUAAGAAAGGAAGUUUCUGUAAUACAACCGCGGGACUCAAAGUACCACCAAACAGGAGUGAAAGACAAGUUUGUUUCAAGCUUCAGAGUCAAUUCUUGGGUACAAAGCUUUAUGUUAUUGGUUGUUGUAUGGCUUGAAUUCAACAAGUUUAUUUCUAUGUGUAUUUUUUACUUGGAUUUUUUGCAAACCUUAAACAAGGCUACCGUACAUCUUUCUCUUGAAUUAAACGUAGUCGUACUGAAAUACUUGCUG
Molecule: messenger RNA, 4945 nt
Organism: Xyrauchen texanus (razorback sucker)
Lineage: Eukaryota; Metazoa; Chordata; Actinopteri; Cypriniformes; Catostomidae
Exons: 4
Coding region: 97-2766 (889 amino acids)
Molecular function (GO): calcium ion binding; protein binding
Source: RefSeq, a predicted model, not a curated record